AUGUCCUCAACCCCUGCUGCUGAUAUCGUUGAGCCUUCAUCGGAGCCGGAGCGCGAUCUUCACCGGAGACUGCGGGAGCGGUUUCGCGUGGUAGCCGAGACGAUUGAGACAGACGCAGCGGACGACGACACCUUCUACGAGGUUCGGGUAGACAUGGCGGACGCGAAAGAGAAUAGGAUCUUGAAUGAAAUUGGAAAACCGUCACUCGAUGGUUUGCCUGCGAGCAUCAAUGCACCGAUAAUCGACAAUAAUAAUUUCGAGAUCAAGGCUGGCACCAUAUCGAUGUUGCAGAAUGCGGUGCAGUUUUUUGGCAAGGAUCACGAGGAUCCUAGUGUUCACAUCGUGGGGUUUCUAGAGGUUUGUGCCACAUUUAGGAUUCGUGAUGCAUCACCGGAUGCUAUCCGCCUUCGGCUCUUUCCGUUUUCUUUACGGGAUGGAGCCAAGGAGUGGCUUCUUUCACUUCCAGCUGGAUCUAUCACUACAUGGAAUCAAUUAGCUGAGAAGUUCCUUCAGAAAUAUUUCCCUCCAGAGAAAACUGUUCGGUUGAGAACCAAGAUUCUGAACUUUCGUCAGGACGAGGACGAGUCCCUUUACGAGGCAUGGGAGCGGUUUAAAGAGCUUAUGAGAAAGGUCCCACAUCACGGGUUGCCCAAGUGGCAACAGUGUCAGAUCUUCUACCAUGGUUUGGACAGUCAAGGACAGAUGAUGGUUGAUACAUACUCGGGUGGUGAUAUCGACACGAAAAAUGCCACCGAGGCAUUUGAGAUUCUUGAAAAGUGUGCCGCAAAAAACCGGACACAACAGCCCCCGAGGGGAAAAAGUUCUCGGCGGGGAGUUCAUCAUGUGGACGACUACACAGCCAUGACAGCACGUAUGGAUGCCUUAUCUUCGAAAUUUGAUCGAGUGAUGGAAAUGCACUCGAGAGGUUCUUCGAGUGGGGGAGCAUAUCAGGUAGGUGAUUUUCCGACGGGAGAGAUGUCACACGAGCAUGUUGAUUUCAUGGGAAACCAAUACCAUCCUCAAAACAAUCCCUACAGCAAUACUUAUAAUCCGGGGUGGAAGAAUCAUCCAAACUUCAGUUGGAAGCCCGAUGCUUCUAACCAGUAUCCACCCGGAUUUGCUCCACGUCCCACAGCUCCGACUCAUGGAGCAUAUGGUCCACCUCAACCUCAGCAGGCACCUUCCUCUAGCGAUCCUAGUGUGCAUGAUAUGCUUAGUCAAAUCUUAGCUGGUCAAAACACUCAAAAAGCGGAGAAUGAGGAGCGCUUUAGGGAGUGUGACAGCCGUUUCACGAGGCACGAGAGGGGCCUUCCGAGCAACACAGAGCAAAAUCCAAAUGCUACAGCAAAGGCCAUCACGUUGAGAAGCGACAAGACCGCUCAGCCCAUCCCUCCGGCUGUUUUAGAAAAUCCAGUCGAUGACGAGGAGGUUGAUGAGGAGAUUGAGGCUGAGUCUCCGGGUGAGGUGCAACAGAGGCGAGUCCCAGCAAGUACCGCACGACCCAAGGAGCCAGUGAGAGAGUAUGUCCCUCCCAUUCCAUAUCCGGGGAGGUUGAAGAAGCAGAAAAUGGAAGAACACUACGGUAAAUUCCUCGAGCUUUUUAAGCAACUUCAUAUAAAUUUACCAUUUGUUGAGGCACUUGCUCAAAUGCCUAAGUAUGCCAAGUUUCUGAAAGAUAUCCUAUCCAACAAAAAGAAACUUGAGGAGCUUUCGCAGGUGACCUUGAAUGAAGAGUGUUCAACGGUUCUUCAAAACAAACUACCGAAGAAGAUGAAUGAUCCUGGGAGUUUCACUAUCCCAUGUUUGAUUGGUAGUUUGUCGGUCAGCAAUGCAUUGGCUGAUCUUGGAGCUAGCAUAAACCUCAUGCCAUAUGCGGUUUUUGCUAAGCUAGACUUGGGAGAGCCCAAGCCGACUCGUAUGAGCAUUCAGCUAGCCGACCGUUCAGUGAAGUACCCUCGAGGCAUAGUUGAGAAUAUGCUGGUGAAAAUCAACAAGUUUGUCUUUCUUGUCGAUUUCGUGAUUUUGGACAUGGAUGAGGAUAAAAAUGUUCCACUUAUCUUAGGUCGCCCAUUCCUAGCCACUGCGAGAGCCUUGAUUGAUGUCUGCACCGGUAGACUUACUCUUAGGGUUGAUGAUGAGGAGGUUACCUUUGAUAUAGGGAAAUCCAUUGAUCAUCUUCAUGCUACAUUCGAGGAGGAUGUUAUGGACACACAGUUGCUAGGAGGGGAGAUUUUUGGUUCGCCUAGUGCGGACCGAAUGAUUGAGGAGGUGACCUGUCUGAUAGGUCACGCAUCUCCCCCGUGUCCCGAGGUUUUUGAGGUUGUGGAUCGCGUUACUGAGCCUAAAGCGCGCCCUUCUAUUGAGGAUCCACCUUCGGUUGAGCUUAAGGAGCUCCCAGAUCAUUUGGAGUAUGCUUUCUUGGAGGGUGAGACUCAUCUGCCCGUUAUCAUUUCUGCUGGAUUGUCGAAAGAAGAAAAGGAUCGAUUGCUUGAAGUCCUGAAGUAG
Molecule: messenger RNA, 2505 nt
Organism: Helianthus annuus (common sunflower)
Lineage: Eukaryota; Viridiplantae; Streptophyta; Magnoliopsida; Asterales; Asteraceae
Exons: 3
Coding region: 1-2505 (834 amino acids)
Source: RefSeq, a predicted model, not a curated record